GCAGUUUCAAAAUAGUAAUAGUGGAGCUUCGUCUCAGACCUGAAUUUCUUCCUCGGUGCGUCCCCGAGGGCCCCUCUACCCUGCCCGGAGUCCGGGUCCACCCGGGCCGCGAAGUGCAAGCGCGCGCGGAGUUCUCUGCCCAGCGGCCACGGGUGAGCGGAGGGGUCCGGGGCGCACGGGGCUCGCUCGGGCCACGGCCGAUCCGCGCUCCUGUCGGGCGCCCGGCCCCACACCGAUCCCAGUUGGGAAGAAAACUUCACGCGGCCGAAAUGAACCUCCCUUCUCCGCUCCAAUCCUUCCUUCUCCGCUGGCAGAAAACCACUGCACUUUGACUAUGGAAACAGAGACUAUUGAUGGCUAUAUAACGUGUGACAAUGAGCUUUCACCUGAAAGAGAACACUCCAAUAUGGCAAUUGACCUCACCUCAGGCACACCCAAUGGACAACAUGCCUCUCCAAGUCACAUGACAAGCACAAAUUCAGUAAAGCUAGAAAUGCAGAGUGAUGAAGAGUGUGACAGGAAACCCCUGAGCCGUGAAGAUGAGAUCAGGGGUCAUGAUGAGGGGAGCAGCCUAGAAGAGCCCCUAAUUGAGAGCAGUGAGGUGGCGGACAACAGGAAAGCCCAGGAGCUUCAAGGCGAGGGAGGAAUCCGGCUUCCGAAUGGUAAACUGAAAUGUGACGUCUGUGGCAUGGUUUGCAUUGGGCCCAAUGUGCUUAUGGUACAUAAAAGGAGUCACACUGGUGAACGCCCCUUCCACUGCAACCAGUGUGGAGCUUCUUUUACUCAGAAGGGCAAUCUUCUGAGGCAUAUAAAGUUACACUCUGGAGAAAAGCCGUUCAAAUGUCCUUUCUGUAGCUAUGCUUGUAGAAGAAGGGACGCCCUCACAGGACACCUCAGGACCCACUCUGUGGGUAAACCUCACAAGUGCAACUACUGUGGACGAAGCUACAAGCAGCGCAGUUCACUGGAGGAGCACAAGGAACGCUGCCACAACUAUCUCCAGAAUGUCAGCAUGGAGGCUGCUGGGCAGGUCAUGAGUCACCAUG
Molecule: messenger RNA, 1046 nt
Organism: Castor canadensis (American beaver)
Lineage: Eukaryota; Metazoa; Chordata; Mammalia; Rodentia; Castoridae
Gene: Ikzf2
Product: IKAROS family zinc finger 2
Biological process (GO): regulation of transcription by RNA polymerase II
Molecular function (GO): RNA polymerase II cis-regulatory region sequence-specific DNA binding; DNA-binding transcription factor activity
Source: RefSeq, a predicted model, not a curated record